Messenger RNA from Dipodomys ordii (Ord's kangaroo rat), 2637 nucleotides. RefSeq names its product SID1 transmembrane family, member 1 (gene Sidt1). Gene Ontology annotation, cellular component: membrane. The record is from RefSeq and is a predicted model, not a curated record. Lineage: Eukaryota; Metazoa; Chordata; Mammalia; Rodentia; Heteromyidae. Bases 1 to 2637 code for a protein of 878 amino acids. The transcript is spliced from 26 exons.
AUGGCGCUGCGUCGGGGACUCAUUGCGGCGCCCACCAUGCCGGGCUGCCCGUGCGUCCCGCUGCUGUGCGCGCUGCUGUGCGCGCUGCCCUGGCUCCUGCAGGCUGCGGAGCCCCCCGCGCGGUCCCCAGCGCCGCGCCGCACUCCCCAAGACCCCGCCAGGGGCGCGGAUUUCGAUCGGGUCUACAGCGGGGUGGUGAACCUCAGCACCGAGAACAUCUACUCCUUCAACUACACCAGCCAGCCUGGCCAGGUGACCGCCGUACGGGUGCAUGUGAACAGUUCCUCGGAGAACCUUGCCUACCCAGUCCUAGUUGUGGUUCGCCAGCAGAAAGAGGUGCUGUCCUGGCAGGUUCCUUUGCUCUUCCAAGGACUAUACCAGAGGAGCUACAACUACCAGGAAGUUAGCCGCACCUUAUGUCCCUCCACAGCAACGAACAAAACAGGACCUUUGCAGCAACUGAUCUUUGUAGAUGUUGCAUCCAUGGCACCACUUGGUGCCCAUUACAAACUGCUGGUCACCAAGAUCAAGCACUUCCAGCUCCAGACAAAUAAUGCCUUUCACUUCACUGCCAGCCCCUCUCAACCUCAGUAUUUUCUAUACAAAUUCCCCAAAGAAGUGGACUCAGUUAUCAUUAAAGUGGUGUCUGAAAUGGCUUAUCCAUGUUCUGUUGUCUCAGUCCAGAGCAUCAUGUGCCCUGUGUAUGAUCUUGACCACAACGUGGAGUUUAAUGGUGUCUAUCAGUCUAUGACCAAGAAAGCUGCCAUCACGCUGCAGAAGAAGGAUUUUCCAGACGAGCAGUUCUUCGUGGUAUUUGUGAUCAAACCUGAAGAUUAUGCCUGCGGAGGAUCAUUCUUCAUCCAGGAAAAUGAGAACCAGACAUGGAAUCUACAACGAACCAAGAACUUAAAGGUGACCAUCAUUCCUUCUGUUGAAGGAUCCGUGUAUGUGAAAUCCAGCCUUUUCAGUGUCUUCAUCUUCUUGUCCUUCUACCUGGGAUGCCUGCUUGUUGUGUUCAUUCAUUAUGUGAGGUUUCAGAGAAAAUCCAUUGAUGGAAGCUUUGGUUCCAAUGACGGCUCUGGAAAUAUGGUGUCACAUCCCAUCUCUGCCAGCACACCUGAAGGAAGCAAUUAUGGGGCCAUAGAUGAGUCAAACUCUAGUCCUGGGAGGCAGGUGUCCUCGUCUGAGGGUGGGCAGCCAUGCCAGUCAGACACGGACAGUUCCGUGGAGGAGAGUGACUUCGACACCAUGCCAGACAUCGAGAAUGACAAAAACAUCAUCCGUACCAAGAUGUUCCUGUACCUGUCAGAUCUGUCCAGAAAGGACAGGAGAAUCGUCAGCAAAAAAUAUAAGAUUUAUUUUUGGAACAUCAUCACCAUUGCUGUGUUUUAUGCACUGCCUGUGAUCCAGUUAGUCAUCACCUACCAGACAGUGGUAAAUGUCACAGGCAACCAGGACAUCUGUUACUACAACUUCCUCUGUGCUCACCCCUUGGGCGUCCUGAGUGCCUUCAACAAUAUUCUCAGCAACCUGGGCCAUGUGCUUCUGGGAUUUCUCUUCCUGCUGAUAGUCUUGCGCCGGGACAUUCUCCAUAGAAGAUCCCUAGAAGCUAAGGACAUCUUUGCUAUGGAGUAUGGGAUUCCCAAACACUUUGGUCUCUUCUAUGCUAUGGGCAUCGCCCUGAUGAUGGAAGGAGUGCUCAGUGCUUGUUACCAUGUCUGCCCUAAUUACUCCAAUUUCCAAUUUGACACCUCCUUCAUGUACAUGAUCGCAGGCCUCUGCAUGUUGAAGCUCUAUCAGACUCGCCACCCGGAUAUCAAUGCCAGUGCCUACUCUGCCUACGCCUCCUUCGCUGUGGUCAUCACACUCACCGUCCUUGGCGUGGUGUUUGGAAAAAAUGACGUGUGGUUCUGGGUCAUUUUCUCUGCCAUCCAUAUUCUGGCCUCCCUGGCCCUCAGCUCCCAGAUCUACUACAUGGGUCGUUUCAAGAUAGAUGUGUCUGACACAGAUUUGGGGAUUUUCCGACGGGCUGCUAUGGUGUUCUACACAGACUGUGUCCAGCAGUGUAGUCGGCCUCUGUACAUGGGUCAAGAUAAAGAUUUUCUAAAACUGGCCUGGAACCACUACACUGGACUUGGAAGUGGGCUUCUAAAACUGCUUUUUAAAAGCAGUGAAAAAUCCAACCUUGUUACAAAUCCAUCUUCUCUCUCCUACAAUCUCCUUCCCUCCUCCUAUGUCCUCAGUGCUCUCUUUGGACUGAUCUACCGGCCCAGGGACUUUGCAUCCUACAUGCUGGGUAUCUUCAUCUGCAACCUGCUGCUGUACCUGGCCUUCUACAUCAUCAUGAAGCUUCGCAGCUCUGAGAAGGUUCUUCCUGUGCCACUCUUCUGCAUCGUGGCCACUGCGGUGGUGUGGGCUGCUGCCCUGUAUUUCUUCUUCCAGAAUCUGAGCAGCUGGGAGGGAACCCCAGCUGAGUCUCGGGAGAAGAAUCGCGAGUGCAUCCUGCUGGACUUCUUCGAUGACCACGACAUCUGGCACUUCCUCUCCGCCACUGCCCUGUUUUUCUCAUUUUUGGUUUUGUUGACUCUGGAUGACGACCUGGAUGUGGUUCGCAGAGACCAGAUCCCUGUGUUCUGA